AGCUAGAUGAUAUCCAUCUUUUGUCAAAUGAACGUCAAAAAUAGACAGUUUUAUCUAACCCUAACCUAAUGAUCCUAAACUGCCACGUCAAUUCUCUUAAUAACACACUGCGUAAAUGCUCCUUAAUCUGCUGCUACGAAAAGUAAAAUCUGAUGUUCAUUUGACAAAAGGUGGAUCCCUUCUAGUCGUGACCCACGGUACCGCCCCUACUACCAUCCCAGGUGUACUGAACUUCCGUACUGCUUCCUUGGUCGUUUUGACACCUCUGUUGACGCUAUGUUAUCGCAUUCCCGAUGUCUUUGCAGGACACUUGGGCGCUCCCUGUCUGCGCUAAGUCAGGGUAAUAAUGUGCUGGCUGGGAGGACAACUUCGGGGGACGAAGUUGUCACUGUCAACACCCCUCCGUUCUCUGAGUCGAUCACAGAAGGCGAUGUCAGGUGGGAGAAAGCUGUUGGAGAUUCAGUGAAAGAGGAUGAGGUGGUGUGUGAGAUCGAGACUGACAAGACCUCGUUGCAGGUGCCAUCUCCGGCGGCCGGUGUGAUCACGGAGCUCCUGGUGCCAGAUGGAGGGAGGGUAGAGGCCGGGAAUCCCUUCUUCAAACUCAAAAAAAGGAGCCGCAGCAGCCAACGCCGCCCCAGCAGCAGAGGUCCCUGCAGCAGCAGCCCCUCCCCCAACGAUGGCCGCCGUCCCUGUCGCCGUGGCAGCACAAGCCAAACCUUUUUCUGCGGUCAAGCCCACUGCACCAGCACCACCAGCAGCAGCCCAUGGGGCCAGGACAGAGAGCACGGUACGACCUCUCUACACCAGGCCAGAUGCGUCCAAUCAACAACCAACCGAUUUGUCUCGUCAUUCGUCCAGGUCAAGAUCAAUCGAAUGAGGCUGAGGAUCGCCCAGCGACUGAAGGAGGCUCAGCAGACUUGUGCCAUGCUCACCACCUUCAACGAGAUAGACAUGAGCAACAUCCAGAAGAUGAGGAAGCUCCAUAAAGAUGCUUUCUUGAAGAGACAUAACAUCAAGCUUGGCUUCAUGUCGGCCUUCAUUAAGGCUUCAGCCCACGCUCUCAUGGACCAGCCUUCUGUCAACGGAGUGAUUGACGAUACAACCAAAGAGAUCGUUUACAGGGAUUAUGUUGACAUCAGUGUGGCUGUGGCCACUCCAAAGGGACUGGUUGUACCGGUUAUUCGCAACGUAGAGACCAUGAACUUUGCCGACAUUGAGAAAACCAUCAACGGUCUGGGAGAGAAGGCUCGUAAUAAUGUGCUGGCUGUGGAGGACAUGGACGGAGGAACCUUCACCAUCAGUAACGGAGGAGUGUUUGGUUCCAUGUUUGGCACGCCCAUCAUCAACCCACCCCAGUCUGCCAUCUUGGGCAUGCACGGUAUCUUCGACAGGCCUGUAGCCAUCGGCGGCAAGGUGGAGAUCCGGCCCAUGAUGUACGUGGCUCUGACCUACGACCAUCGGCUGGUCGACGGCAGAGAGGCAGUCACCUUCCUGCGUAAAAUCAAGUCUGUGGUGGAGGAUCCCCGCGUUCUUCUGCUCGACAUGUGAUUCCAGCCUUACAUCACAGCAACAGGGCCACGUUCAGUAGGCACUAACGUUGUUGAGCGUUACAAAGAGCAGUGUUGUGACUCUCUUUAACAAACCCCGGAGAGGUAUGUGGUUGUACAUAAUGCUCCACAAACGUUGUGGCCUGCUGAACACACCCGCAGCGAUUUAAACAUCUUUAUAAAACCAACCCGUCCCAAAAACAAGCCACAGCCAAAUCCACUGUUUAUUUUUGGUUGAAGAAAGAGAUCUGUUUGUGUGACCAAGACAUUAUAGUUGGCUGAAAGGCACAAACAGAUAUGGAACUGGGGCUAAGAGAGAAUUUAAUGUUGAGAUUAUUCACUUAUUAUUAGUUGGUUUCAUUCAGCAGUUUUUGCUCAGAUUGAAAUGUCAGAUUGAUUCAACAUCAUACAAUGUGUCACUGACUGAUGAACCGACCAGGUCUGUUCUGUCUCAAUAUUAUACUGGCUCUCUGAUGAACCGACCAGGUCUGAUCGGUCUCAAUAUUAUACUGACCCUCUGAUGAACUUACCAGGUCUGUUCUGUCUCAAUAUUAUACUGGCUCUCUGAUGAACCGACCAGGUCUGAUCGGUCUCAAUAUUAUACUGACCCUCUGAUGAACUUACCAGGUCUGUUCUGUCUCAAUAUUAUACUGGCUCUCUGAUGAACUUACCAGGUCUGAUCGGUCUCAAUAUUAUACUGGCUCUCUGAUGAACUUACCAGGUCUGAUCGGUCUCAAUAUUAUACUGGCUCUCUGAUGAACUUACCAGGUCUGUUCUGUCUCAAUAUUAUACUGGCUCUCUGAUGAACUUACCAGGUCUGAUCGGUCUCAAUAUUAUACUGGCUCUCUGAUGAACUUACCAGGUCUGAUCGGUCUCAAUAUUAUACUGGCUCUCUGAUGAACUUACCAGGUCUGUUCUAUCUCAAUAUUAUACUGGCUCUCUGAUGAACCGACCAGGUCUGAUCGGUCUCAAUAUUAUACUGACCCUCUGAUGAACUUACCAGGUCUGUUCUGUCUCAAUAUUAUACUGGCUCUCUGAUGAACCGACCAGGUCUGAUCGGUCUCAAUAUUAUACUGGCUCUUUGAUGAACCGACCAGGUCUGAUCGGUCUCCAUAUUAUACUGGCUCUCUGAUGAACUUACCAGGUCUGUUCUGUCUCAAUAUUAUACUGGCUCUCUGAUGAACUUACCAGGUCUGAUCGGUCUCAAUAUUAUACUGGCUCUCUGAUGAACCGACCAGGUCUGUUUUGUCUCAAUAUUAUACUGGCUCUCUGAACUUACCAGGUCUGUUCUGUCUCAAUAUUAUACUGGCUCUCUGAUGAACUUACCAGGUCUGAUCGGUCUCAAUAUUAUACUGGCUCUCUGAUGAACUUACCAGGUCUGAUCGGUCUCAAUAUUAUACUGGCUCUCUGAUGAACCGACCAGGUCUGUUCUGUCUCAAUAUUAUACUGACUCUCUGAUGAACUUACCAGGUCUGUUCUGUCUCAAUAUUAUACUGGCUCUCUGAUGAACCGACCAGGUCUGUUCUGUCUCAAUAUUAUACUGGCUCUUUGAUGAACCGACCAGGUCUGUUCUGUCUCAAUAUUAUACUGGCUCUCUGAUGAACUUACCAGGUCUGUUCUGUCUCAAUAUUAUACUGGCUCUCUGAUGAACUUACCAGGUCUGUUCUGUCUCAAUAUUAUACUGGCUCUCUGAUGAACCGACCAGGUCUGUUCUGUCUCAAUAUUAUACUGGCUCUCUGAUGAACUUACCAGGUCUGUUUUGUCUCAAUAUUAUACUGGCUCUCUGAUGAACCGACCAGGUCUGUUUUGUCUCAAUAUUAUACUGGCUCUCUGAUGAACUUACCAGGUCUGUUCUGUCUCAAUAUUAUACUGGCUCUCUGAUGAACUUACCAGGUCUGUUCUGUCUCAAUAUUAUACUGGCUCUCUGAUGAACUUACCAGGUCUGAUCGGUCUCAAUAUUAUACUGGCUCUCUGAUGAACUUACCAGGUCUGAUCGGUCUCAAUAUUCAACUUUUCCAUUCAAAGCACUUGCAUCAAGAAGAGGUCACGUGCCAAAAAAGCAUCAAGAUUUUACGGUGUUCCUCUUAGCACCAGAGGGCUUUUCAAUCAGCUGUAAAUGGUCUAUCCAUGCUACCAAUUUUUAAAGCCAAAUACGUUUUUUUAUAAUUCUAGUCUAAAGAAUUGCUCAGUCAGACAAGAUGAAGUCCAUUCUAGAUCGCCUGUUCUGCGUGGCUGUCCCAUGUCAUGGUUCUGUGUUUUGACAGUGCUGUUCCUGGGGGUUGGUUAAAGGGUCACCUCUUCAUGUCUAGUCUCUUGGUUUCCCCCGGUGCAGAAACUUUUCCUGCUCUUUGGGAUGACUGUCCACUGAGUGGGCAUUGCUCCUCUCAUCGAAACCACCGCAAACAUCGUUUGCAUACUAAACGGCAUCCGAUUCACUCUAUUAGGGCCCCUUUACAGGUUUGAGGGGGGAGAAGGGUGCCAUUACAUACGCAGACAUUUCCACAUUGUAUUGAAGCUUCUUUUUUUGGGGGGGGGGUAGAGAAGAGAAACCACUUCCUUUCCUUCGCCCUCUGGAGAUAGUUCUGUCCGUCCGUGGCAAGGCAACAUGCAGUGUAACACCCGGGCCACAGUGUUUUCGGUACAGUCUUCAAGUCGCCUCAAUUUAGCAGCGUUGUAUUUCAUGGUGAACUCUUCUUCGUUGAAACCCAGGAAGCAGAUUCUCUAUGUGCCGUAUACAAUACUUGGGAAACCCCAUUUAAAAACAUCCCAGAGUAUUAUGUACAGAUUCCCGUCUUGGGUUUUUAUUCUCCUCUCUGAUCUUAUCUAAUGUGUUUUAUAGCUUUUCCUUCGUGGAUCAGAGAACCCCCCCCCCCAGUAGAGCAAGCAGAAGCACAGUGUCAAGGAAAAGGCAGAUUGGUUUCAAACGCUCACGACACAUCCAAUAACAUGCCGGUGCUGGGUACAAACUAACAAAAUAACCAUGAAAUAAAGGACAGAUGCAUCAUGGGUCAGAAACGUUGCACAAUAAAAGUGUGUGAACUUUUA
Oncorhynchus mykiss (rainbow trout) is the source of this 4592-nucleotide messenger RNA. Lineage: Eukaryota; Metazoa; Chordata; Actinopteri; Salmoniformes; Salmonidae. The record is from RefSeq and is a predicted model, not a curated record.